This is a messenger RNA of Cryphonectria parasitica EP155, 258 nucleotides long. RefSeq lists its product as uncharacterized. The coding region runs from base 1 to 258 and encodes 85 amino acids. Lineage: Eukaryota; Fungi; Ascomycota; Sordariomycetes; Diaporthales; Cryphonectriaceae. The record is from RefSeq and is a predicted model, not a curated record. The transcript is spliced from 3 exons.
AUGCAAGCAGCGUGCGAGAAGCGUUCAGAAGAGAUUCAGAGCAUUCGAGUCGCUAAGCUAGAGCAAACAGCGAGCAAGCAGUAUCGAGCAAGCAGUAUGCAAGCAGCGUGCGAGAAGCGUUCAGAAGAGAUUCAGAGCAUUCGAGUCGCUAAGCUAGAGCAAACAGCGAGCAAGCAAGCAAACAGCGAGCAAGCAGUAUGCAAGCAGCGUGCGAGAAGCGUUCAGAAGAGAUUCAGAGCAUUCGAGUCGCUAAGCUAG